Messenger RNA from Klebsormidium nitens, 1031 nucleotides. The record is from the annotation of a GenBank genome assembly. Lineage: Eukaryota; Viridiplantae; Streptophyta; Klebsormidiophyceae; Klebsormidiales; Klebsormidiaceae.
AUGGACCGCAGCAAGACUGCUGAAUUCCGCGCUGACACUGGCAACCUUCCAGGAGGCCGCCUGACAUCUGUGGCUGACUUCAGCGCCGACCUGCUGAAUGGCAUUUUUGGCAGGCUUGGGCCUGCCCCCCAGGAUCUUGUUCCUGUCUCCGCCUGCUUGCAGGACUCGCUUUCGCACAGUCUAGAAUACCUCGCAGAGAGGACGUGGGAGCAUGGCUGUCGGGGGAUAGUUAAGGACUUUCCAGCGUCGAGGAUGUACUCCAAGGUCAUGUCAGAAGGUGCAAAGCGCCUGGAGCAAAGCGGAGGGUACAAGUGCUGGCCCUGCCCUUACUGCAGUAGUGCAACGUUCCCGCUGCACCAGGGGCUCUUCUUUGAAAAUUGGGACGCGCUGAACCAGGACUGGUGUACAAGCUGCCCGGAGGGUUUCGAAUGGUUCAGCGAAGGGCACAUCAUGCUCGCCUGCAUCGGAGCUCUUGGGAAGCGGAACGGCCCCUGCAUUGCCUGCUCGGGAGAAGGCCUCACAAUCGAGCCGUGCGGACUCGUCUUCUUUCUUGCCAAGCACGGGGGUGCUGAGAUUAAGGGUGUAAAGGAGGCGCUCCGCUUCAAGGCCCUUCUGAGCACAGGCGACCUGUCGGAGAUGAAGCGGAGACUGGAAAGUCUUGCGUACAAUUGGCCUAGCGAGAUGUGGGACCGGCCUAAGGCGGGAUUCGCGGGGGUGUUGGAGUUUCUCAGCAACCGCAGAGCCUUUCAGGGCCUUAUGAGUCCAGGCAUGAAGGACCGCCUAAUGAGUUAUGUUCAGUUUGGGAGCCCAGGGCUGGACGAAUGCAUGCAGGCCGUGACAAAAGAAGCUCUAUCGGUCUUCCCAGCGCCUGCGAAUUGAACUCGUGGUUGAAGGUUCACCUCUACACGUACGGAACUUGUAGGUACAUCGAGUCUAGCUUUAGCGCUAGAGCUAUACAACGACGUUUAUUUAUCCAAUCGCAACAGAGCUGCUGAGGCAUGCGACGAGACUCUGGCACGCUUGAUGCGCAC